AUGGCGUCUACUACGUCAAUUGAAAAUGAGGAGACUGAGGCACCUAACAAUUCGACGACGGAAGAUGAAUCGGGCACCACUAACGAUUUUCAUCUAGACGAGGAGGAAGAACUGCAGAGAAAGUACUUAAACAUGAUAAAAAUGUGUGAUGUGUCGGCAGUCCAAAGACUAUUGGAGAAUAACAGUGGCUUUGACCUGAAUUGCAAAAAUUACCAGGGCAUAACGGGCUUGAAUUUGGCCAUUGAAGUCAACUGCGAGCCGAUGAUCGAUCUUCUAUUGUCAUGGCCCGAUCUCGAAAUUGGAGACUCUCUAAUGCGUGCUAUCCGUCACAAUUAUUAUCCAAUCGUAAUCAAGCUCUUAGACAUCAUCCAAGUGAAAAGUCCGGAAAGCGCCGAGUUGGGUUACGAGCAUUCCACCGAGUUUCCACAGUACCUCACGCCGAUCAUGUUAGCAGCCCAGUGCGGUCACCACCAAAUCAUCAGCCUGUUACUAGAACGAGGCCACAAAAUACCUACACCACACAAAGCUCGAUGUGUGUGCAAAGAGGUGUGCAAGUCGUUAGCCCAACUCAACAAUGGCCUUGAGGCGUCUGAACUGAAAUUGUCGGUGUUCCGGGCUCUGGCCAAUCCGUUUUACAUCUACCUGACGUCUUCUGACCCUAUCCUGACCUCAUUCCAGCUAAGCAAGCAGCUCUUGGAGCACGGAAACGUGAACCGGCUGUUCAAGUCUGACUAUGAAUCGUUGAACCUGCAGACCCGGGUUUUCGCCGUCGACCUAAUCGGGCUGUGCCGAACUUCGCGUGAGGUGAAGCUGAUACUGACCCGGAAGGAGGGCUGCAACUUCUUCGGGUCAUUCCCGUAUCACCGGCUGGUGAUGGCCAUGGACCUGAAGCAGAAAGAGUUUGUGGCACACGGCAGCGUGCAGCAGAUCCUGGAAGUGGCGUGGGCGGGCAACUGGUACGUGUGGAAAGAUCGCUGGUCAAAUACAUCGGCCUGGGCCGUGCUGUUUCGAGUGCCACUUCUUCUGUGGAUUUUCCUCCUGUACCUGUUCGCACCGUAUUCGACGAACAGCGAGUACUACUCACUGCCCGUGAACAGGAUGAUCAACUAUCUGGCGUCUUAUGCCGUGUUUCUGGUGGUGCUGACGUGGGCCAACAACUUGGAAAAGCCAGUGACCGAUUGCCUUGACGACAAUUUGAGCCUGGUGCUCAAAGUUAUCAUCGUGGUGUACGCAGUAACGUUCGUGUUGCGCACCAUGAAGCUGGUCAUGGUGCAAGGUCCUUGGCGGUUCUUCAGAAUGUUGUGGAACAUCUACGACUGCGUCAAACUGUGCAUGUUAGCCGCCACAAUCGUGUGCUGGUGGGUUUCGUACUUGAACCCACGCAACCCACCCGUCGAGCGUAAAUACUGGACAUCGUUACAUCCAACACUGGUCGGCGAGGGCCUUCUGGCCAUAGUCACGGUCAUGUCGUACCUCAGGCUGCUGUUUCUGUGCCAGCUCAGCUACUCGCUGGGCCCACUGCAGGUGUCCCUGGGAAAAAUGACCACAGACUUUGCCAGGCUCGCCGCCGUGUUCGGCAUAAUCAUAGUGGCGUUCACCGCGGGACUUUGCCGAUUUUACCAGUACUACGCGGGCAUGACGCGCGUCGACCCGGUCACUGGUUAUGAGACCAAGCAGGACGAGUCGUUCAUAAACGUAUACUCAACGCUCAAGACACUCUUCUGGGGCGUGUUCUGUAUGACAUCGUCCACGGCCGGCACGGUGGUUAUCGAGAACCCGCCAGCCGAAGAAGGCGAGGAAGCGUCACCCGUCAACAACCACUACAUCACACAGGCCGUGGGCACGCUUCUCUAUUCCGUGUUCCAGACCCUGUCCGUGAUCGUCACGCUAAACAUGCUCAUCGCCACCAUGACCAACACCUUCCAGCGGGUCACCGGCAACUCAUACGUGGAAUGGGUGUUUGGCCGUACAGAGGUGUUCCUGUCAUUCUCAAUGCACAGCGACCUGCCACCGCCCCUCAACAUAGUGCCAACUAUCCGCUGCAUGGGGGACCUUUUUAAGUGGCUGGCCAGCUGCUGCAAGGCCAGCUCCAUGGGCUUUAUCAACAUGGUAUCGUCAAAGAAAUAUCAUGCAGACCCCUUUUCCGAGGAUGAAGCUUUCCGUAAGCUGAUGGUUAAGCUCAGUCGACGGUACUUGAGACACAGGCAGCGACCAGCUGACUCAAAAAAAUGCUCUACGGCCUGCAAUUGA
This is a messenger RNA of Macrosiphum euphorbiae (potato aphid), 2250 nucleotides long. The record is from the annotation of a GenBank genome assembly. Lineage: Eukaryota; Metazoa; Arthropoda; Insecta; Hemiptera; Aphididae.